AUGUCAGCUAAACUCCUUCUUUUGCUUUGUCUUGCCGGCCUUUUUCUGCUCUCGACACCUGUUUGUGUGACGGACUGGGAAUGCACGAAAUAUUGCGGACGGCUGGGAAUGUGUUGGUGGACUUGGUUCUGCAUCUGCUCGAUUCAAUACAGCGCGGAAUUCGUAAGUAAACUGGCGUUGAAUUUGCAAGCAGGACCUCGGAGAGCAAGUUAUGGUAGUAGAAGCAAUUUUAGAGGAGUAAAAACUUACGAAUCACGGAGCUUUGGCUCUUGGGGAUUGAUUAUUUCAAUCAAUUGCUAGCUAAAAGUUUCGAAUAUGCCAUGUAAAGUGGUAGUCUUGUUUUGCAGCAAGUUUUAGCAAAGUCAAAUCCGUAACUUUUAUUGCAAUAUUAUUGUUACGAGUAUACGCAAAAUUACCUCAAAAUGGAUGAUAAACUAUCCUACGGCCUGAUAAAUCUUGUUAUUUCAAGAUUAACUGAGCCUUAUCCUUUCCUAGCCUUAUGCAGCGACAAAUCGACUGCCGUUGGCCCAAAAAUUCGUAUCCCCAAAUAAAAAUUGCGUACUUUCAGGAGGAACUGGUGGAAAAAGAAAGACGUAUAGAGGAGCCAUUAGAGUAG
Molecule: messenger RNA, 616 nt
Organism: Bursaphelenchus xylophilus (pine wood nematode)
Lineage: Eukaryota; Metazoa; Nematoda; Chromadorea; Rhabditida; Aphelenchoididae
Source: the annotation of a GenBank genome assembly